Tyto alba (common barn owl) is the source of this 585-nucleotide messenger RNA. RefSeq names its product C-C motif chemokine 4 homolog. The record is from RefSeq and is a predicted model, not a curated record. Gene Ontology annotation, molecular function: chemokine activity; CCR chemokine receptor binding. Bases 120 to 392 code for a protein of 90 amino acids. Gene Ontology annotation, biological process: neutrophil chemotaxis; monocyte chemotaxis; positive regulation of GTPase activity. Gene Ontology annotation, cellular component: extracellular region. The transcript has 3 exons. Lineage: Eukaryota; Metazoa; Chordata; Aves; Strigiformes; Tytonidae.
UGCAUGGAACUCCUCACCCCAUAAAUUGAGGAGCUACCCACUGUCUCAGCAUCAGACAGAAAAGAAGCUUUCAAGCUCCACUUGCCUGCUUCAGCUCCAGCCACCACUUCUCAGCUGACAUGAAGAUCUCCAUGGCUGCCCUCGCCAUUCUCAUUGCCACCUUCUGCUACCAGACCUCCGCUGCACCGAUUGGCUCUGACCCACCAACCUCCUGCUGCUUCACCUACACCUCCCGGCAGCUGCCCCGCAGCUUCGUGGUGGAGUACUACGAGACCAACAGCCAGUGCUCCCAGCCGGCCGUCGUGUUUGUCACGAAGAAGGGCCGCGAAGUCUGCGCCAACCCUGAGCAGGACUGGGUCCAGCAGUAUGUGAACGAGCUGGAGCUGGACUGAGGUCCCAGGAGAGACCCUGCCACCCUGCGUCCCCGGGCUGCCGGGACCAGCGAGCCACAUCUGGCUGCGGGCUGUCAGAAAUGCUUCAACGUCAUUUAAAGCUAGCUGAGAAAUUGAAAAUGUUCCAGAACCUGACUUCAGUGGUUCACUAUUUAAUUUUUUAUAGGGGAGGGAUCAGGUGCAAUAACUUCAC